AUGGUAGUUCCCGUGGCUGUGGUGCUAAUUGUCGUGACAGAGCUGGUGGGCAAAGUAGAAGUCGCGGUGACUGAGGUACUGAUUGUCGUUGCCGAGCUUGUGACCGAUGUGGCGGUCCAUGUGGCCGUGGUGCUGGUUGUCGUGGCCGAGCUUGUGAUCGACGUGGCUGUCGAGGUGGCCGUUGUACUGCCUGUCGUGACCGUCGAUGUGGCCGUCCAGGUGGCUGUGCUGCUGGUUGUGGUGCCACUUGUUCCAGAGACGGAGGUGGAGGCCGUGGUCGAGGAGGUGACGGUCGUCGUCGAAGCGCAGCUGCAGGAGCAGAGCUCCGCCGUCCCACCCUUCGAGCAGUCGACGUAG
This is a messenger RNA of Prorocentrum cordatum, 357 nucleotides long. NCBI's taxonomy places the organism in Eukaryota, Dinophyceae, Prorocentrales, Prorocentraceae. The record is from the annotation of a GenBank genome assembly.